AUGCGAAGUUUGAGCAAUUUAGGCGUCUGUUUGAGCCUUGUUUCAGGCUUCCUCUUCCUGGCUCUUGUUGCAGAGCUCUACUACCUCUUUUGGCGGAAGAAGAAGAACAGAACAAACAGAGGCAGGGAAGACGGCGGCUACAGGAGCUGCUCUGCCAAAAAUCUUUUCCUUCCUCUCUUUAGCUGGAGGAAUCCAUCUUCCUUGAGUACCACAGCCAUCAAUCCCCAUGAGAUCUCUAAUCCGCUGAAGGCAGUCGAGGAAGAAGAUGGCACAGUGGAAGCAGAGCUGAAGAGGCUGCAGAGUCUUGCAGGUCCUCCGAGGUUUCUCUUCACCAUCGAGGAGGAAACCAAGGAGGAUUUGGAAUCAGAGGACGGGAGAAGCAGGAAGGGAUCAAGAGGGAAGAGCUUGAGCGAUUUGUUUGUUACUUCAAGCACUCCAUUCCUGACGCCUCUCUCCUCUCCUCCUUUUUUCACUCCUCCUCUGACUCCUAUGUUUGAGCCAUUGACGGAAGAGGAGCUCAUCAAGAUGUGUUCCUCUCCGCCUCCAAAGUUCAAAUUUCUGAAGGAUGCUGAGGAGAAACUACAGAGAAAGAAAUUGACGGAAGAAGCAAGAAAAAUCACAGAAGAAGAAGAAGGAUCUUUCAUCUCUAUAAAAAUAGGAUGGACCAAGGACAAAGGGCAACAGCAGCAUUCGAGUUCCUCCCAAGUGAUUCCAUUAACCUCUUCACCUUCAAGUUUCAAGCCACUUCGUUGAGCUUUCCAUCAAUCAUAAUCUGCUGCUAUUUUUUCUUGUUUUUUCGCCUUCAACGAAACUUUGAUAUGACUUAUGAGGGAUUUCUUCGGCUAAAGGGGUUGAAUCAUUAUAGUUAUCAAAUGGGGGUCAUCAUAAGAUCUGUUGUCACGUUUCUGUAUUAUAAUAGAUAUGUAAAUAUUUAUAAUACUAAACAAUUAUUUUACUUGAA
Molecule: messenger RNA, 961 nt
Organism: Zingiber officinale
Lineage: Eukaryota; Viridiplantae; Streptophyta; Magnoliopsida; Zingiberales; Zingiberaceae
Exons: 1
Coding region: 1-753 (250 amino acids)
Source: RefSeq, a predicted model, not a curated record